This is a messenger RNA of Meloidogyne enterolobii, 288 nucleotides long. Lineage: Eukaryota; Metazoa; Nematoda; Chromadorea; Rhabditida; Meloidogynidae. The record is from the annotation of a GenBank genome assembly.
AUGGUCGAAGGAUCAUUUGACUGUAAUUUUGACCGUUAUAUUCCUGAUCCAAGUAAACUUGGGGAUGGAAGUCAAAAAGAGGGGCAAAAACGUGUUUUUGAAUUAAAAGAUGGUGCUACAUUGUCAAAUUGUAUAAUUGGGAUAAAGUCUGGCGCUAAAGGCUCUGCUGACGGAAUUAGAUGUAUGGGCAGCUGUAAUAUAAACGAUGUUUGGUUUGAGUCUGUCGGGGAAGACGCUAUUACUUUUUAUGGUAAAAAAUUUUUAAUCAUUAUUAAGGCACGAUCUUAA